CUCCACUGCUUUGGAGGAUUACUCUCAGAAUUUACCGCGACCCCGGCCCGAGCGGUUCGCGCGCUCCCGGCGCGUCCUGUGCGUGCGUGCGUGCGCGCGACCCGCCCUGUUGGACGGGUUGCCUGGGUGACGCCGGGGAUGUCGGAGCUGCACGAGGCGGCGGCGGCGGGCGACGCUGAUCUGCUGGAGCAGAUCCUGCAAAAAGGGUCGUGCGACCCGAGCAUGAAGGAUCCGGACUGGGGCGAUCGGACCCCGCUACACUGGGCGGCAGCUAAAGGGAAUGCAGACAUGGUUAAGCUCCUCAUAACAAGUGGGUCACGUCCCUGCUUGAGAACAACCACUGGAUGGACUCCAGCACAUUUUGCUGCAGAAUCUGGAAAGCUGUCUGUCCUUAAAAUGCUGCAUUCACUACAUGCUCCUGUUGACAAAGCAGACCUGUAUGGGGACACCCCCAGAAGAAUGGCAGAGAUAUACGGUCAGGGAGACUGCGUUAAAUUUCUCGAAGUAGCAGAGCAAGAGUGUUCCAAUUACAGAAGGGCUGCUGAGAUGAAAGGUAUUUUAUUAGAUGACACAGAUGAAGAGUGGGAAAGUCAGAAGGAAAGCAAAACAGCUGAAAAAAGGGAAACUGUCAGUAAGAGUAUCAUUACAUGUAAGCUUCAGACACAGGUGAAUAAAGUGCCUAAAAAAGGAAAAUUACCAAAAAUAAACAAAGUUUGCAAAAAAGAAGUACAAGUUGAAUACCCCUUAUCUGAAAUUCCAAAAUCCAAAAACCUCUGAAAUCCAAAGUAUUUCUAAAUGCUGAUAUGACGUUUCAAAUGAAGAAUUCCACAAGGCGUGAGGAAGGUUCCUAGGCGAUAAUGCAGUUCUCUGCGCAUCACAGAUAGUUUAAGAGGUGACUCACAUUUAUAAUAAACAGAAGUUGAUGAAAAAUGGAAAAGCACUGCAUAAAGCAAAAAAUGAUCUUGGAUCAUGUAUUGAAAGAAUGAAGUGAACAUAUGAAAUUUAAUGGUAUGCUGAUCAUGAAGCAAGCAAAGAUCCAUCAUGACAAACUGAAAUUUAAGAGAAAGCGUGGCAUUAUAUUUUUAAUGAUUUAUAAAACUUAAAUGAUAAAGUAAGUGUUUGCUGAUCGCGAGGCAACAGGGAAAUUCAUGGAUGAGUUUUCAAAGAUAGUCAUUGAUGAAAAUCUAACACCGGACAAUGCUGAUUGUUUUUAUACUUUACGUAAAACCUAAAAAAAGUAGAAUAUAAACACAGUGUAUUGUGACCUUUUAAUCAAGAGACAGCAUCGUAGAUAGAGAUUGAAAGCUUGCCAUUGUUUGUCGUCAUUCAACAGCUGAUUCAGGUAUUUUCCCUAUGUUGCUGUGCUGUUUUUGUUACCCUGCACGCAUUACAUUUUCAUUGUAUUAAUGGUAUGUAAAAAUACUUACUGUUAAGUACUGUAUGUGUGAUGAACAAGUAUAAAACAAAGACUGCUUACUGGUAGCACGUAAAUUCAGAGUCAGAAAUGAUGGCAAUCACAAGCUAUCUUAUGUAUUUCAAAAGCUGAGACACUUCCAGCCCCAAGCAUUUUGGAUAAGGGGGUACCCAACCUGUAAAAUAAAAUUAUCUUCAAGUCAGAAAAGUCAUGCAGCCUUAUUACUUCAAAUUGCUUAAACUGAAAACUUGAUUUAGAUUGACUCAAGACCAAUGUCCAAAGGCACAGACUGAUAAGUGAUUUUAUAUUCCUGCAGAAACACGCACUUGAUAUAAGGUGUGCCAAGGCUGCACAUCUACUGUUGCAGGUUGACAUCAGCCUGGAAUUUUCUAGGAAACUUUAUUAAAUAGCAAAAGAACUGUACUGUAUCUUCAAUGCAUUUUUGAAUAUAGCGUAUUGUUGCAAACAUUGGUCCCUCAUUUGUGAUUUCUGGUUAUGGAAGCCUGCUACAUAAUUUUCUUCCACAAUCUGCUUUCUUAUUUAUAAAUCGAGGUUUGCUUUAUACUUAACCAUACUGGACCCUUGAUAAAUUUGCUUCAUGGAGAGGACCAAGCUGGAGGACUGAGCUUUUCAAUGUACUAACUCCUAAUCUGCUUUACAUUGGAAGUGGAGGAGGUCAGUGCAACAGAAGCACAUUGUUCUGAAGUAACCAUAGCAGAUAGAAGUGAUAGAUGGACUUCAGUUGUACCGUUGUCCAGUACUAUUCAUGUGAAACUAUAUUAGAUUGGUUGGUAAUUUUGAAUAGCAAAGAUCUCAAUAGUGACUUUCAGGCACAAAUGUUGCCAAAGGGGUAUUAAUUUUCUCUUUUGUUACUACCCUUAACAAGUUAAUCUUUUUUUUCAGCUACAUGUUGGCAUAACUAUAUCUUUAAAAAAUCUCUCAUAGGCCUUGAUGGAAAAGUGGAUUUCAAAGCUGAUACUUUCUUGGGUUUGAAUUAAUCUCAACCUACAUGUUUUUACAGCCUGUGAACUGCCACAGUCUUGUUGCUGUAAAAUGAAUGUUUCCUUUAGUUACAGAACCACGUCUACCAAGUAGAUACACAGUAUUUUGUGCAAUUAAGACUGAUAACUUGGUGGUGAGGACUAUCAAAUAUGUUUCUUUGAAUAUUACAGUGACAUUUUGCUCCUCUUGAUAGAAGUGUUCAAUCAUAACAUAAACUUUAAUCUUUGUUUAUAACUACAAUAAAUAAUUUUAACUGUAAUACACUUGGCAAAAUGUAUUGUCAGUUCAUAACUUAUUACUUCUUCACCCAGUCUAAUAACUGAAAAAUUAACACUCAUAUACUGUACUUUAUAUUUGAUAUUUAGCAACAAAAAUUUCAAACUCUUUCUGCUGCAAUUUGUAUUUUAAUCUGGUGGUGUAAUUAAAUAAAAACACGAAAUGCUGGCAGAACUCAGCAGGCCAGACAGCAUCUAUGGGAGGAUGCUGUCUGGCCUGCUCAGUUCUGCCAGCAUUUUGUGUUUUUAUGUAUUUCCAGCAUCUGCAGAUUCACUCGUGUUGCCUUUGUUGUUGUUGGUGUAAUUGAAUAUUGCUUUUUAUUAUGUUCUGAUGGUGGGACUUUGAUUUUUACAUUCAAUUUGUUACGUAUUCAGGCAACAAUAAAUAUAUGAGUUCAGCAAGGGUUUCUUAUAACAAACAACACGUUUAUUAAACACAGAAAACAAACCCCCCAAAAGUAAACAAACACUACCGUAACCGGAAACAGCUGCUGAGCGGCAGCCCAAACAGUUCUUAAAGUGAUAUUCCAAAUACAGUUCUUAAAGUGAUAUUCCAAAAACAGUUCUUAAAGUGAUAUUGCCAAAGGUUCGAUAUGCUCACAGUCCAUUUAAAAAAAGGAGAGACUUUAUAGGACGAUUUAGGUUCUCUUUCACGUCGCUUGCUUCGAUCCCUGACGUUGAACUUCUCACGAAGAA
Hypanus sabinus (Atlantic stingray) is the source of this 3387-nucleotide messenger RNA. Its product is annotated as ankyrin repeat domain-containing protein 66. The transcript has 3 exons. The coding region runs from base 139 to 777 and encodes 212 amino acids. Lineage: Eukaryota; Metazoa; Chordata; Chondrichthyes; Myliobatiformes; Dasyatidae. The record is from RefSeq and is a predicted model, not a curated record. Gene Ontology annotation, molecular function: protein binding.